AUGGCGGAAGAGAAAAGCGAGGGAGUGAAGAAGGGGAUGAGUCCAUGGGAGCAGCAUUCGGCGGUUAUCAACCUCCCUCGCUUCGACUACAACGCUCCCUCUUCUCUUCUUCGUAACUCCCAUUCUGGAUUUCUCAUCACUUGCACUAUCAAGCGGGAGAAGAGCGCCACAAAAGAAGCAAUCUCCAUCCUUCAUAAGUUUGUUGAGCCGGCUCAUUGUGACUCUUCAAAUAACCCUAAUGAGAGUAGUAUUUCUAAGAGACAGAAGUUGUGCACUGACGAUGCUGGUGAGGAGUGUUUGGAUAGCAAGGAAACCGAGUCUGCUACUGCUAACUCUGGAGACGGUAAAGUUUCAAGUGCUGUUAGAGCAGAGCCAGACAAAGAUGGAGUAACUGGUCUUUCUUUGGUUAAGCUCACAAGGAAUGGGUUGCUUCUCUUUACCUAUCCCAAUCACACACAGCCUGACACUGUUAAUGUUGUGUCAAAUAUCAUCCAAGCUUUGGAAUCUGGGAAUGGAAGUUUGCCAGCUCACCAAAACAAGGGAGUCCAUAAGAGGUGUCAGAAAGUGGGUGAGAAUUUGAGGGAUGGGUAA
Sphenostylis stenocarpa is the source of this 591-nucleotide messenger RNA. Lineage: Eukaryota; Viridiplantae; Streptophyta; Magnoliopsida; Fabales; Fabaceae. The record is from the annotation of a GenBank genome assembly.